Messenger RNA from Punica granatum (pomegranate), 1606 nucleotides. The record is from RefSeq and is a predicted model, not a curated record. NCBI's taxonomy places the organism in Eukaryota, Viridiplantae, Streptophyta, Magnoliopsida, Myrtales, Lythraceae.
CAAUUUAAUCUAAUAACUGGGGAGAGCGGGAAAUGAAGAAAGCCACGGCAGGAGGGAGAGUGCGAGCGCGAGACAGAUAGAGAGAGAGGGUUUCGAAGCUCACCGAAGAAGACGACAAUGGCGCCAAUCUUGCAAAGCUCCCAGCCUUGGGUCGAGAAAUACCGGCCGAAGCAAGUGAAGGAUGUGGCUCACCAGGACGAGGUUGUCCGAGUCCUCACCAACACCCUGGAAACCGCCAAUUGCCCACACAUGCUCUUCUACGGCCCGCCUGGCACCGGCAAGACCACCACCGCCCUUGCAAUCGCCCACCAGCUGUUUGGGCCUGAACUUUACAAGUCAAGGGUACUGGAGCUGAAUGCUAGUGAUGAUCGUGGAAUCAAUGUUGUUCGAACAAAGAUAAAAGACUUUGCCGCUGUGGCCGUGGGUUCUGGCCAACGCCAAGGGGGUUAUCCUUGCCCGCCCUAUAAGAUUAUUAUCCUAGACGAGGCAGAUUCGAUGACUGAGGAUGCUCAGAAUGCUUUGAGGCGUACAAUGGAGACAUACUCCAAAGUUACAAGGUUCUUUUUCAUCUGUAACUACAUCAGCAGAAUUAUAGAGCCUCUUGCUUCAAGAUGUGCGAAGUUCAGAUUCAAGCCCCUCUCAGAAGAAGUCAUGAGCAGCCGUAUAUUGCAUAUCUGUAAGGAGGAAGGACUUAAUCUGGAAGCAGAGGCCCUAUCAACAUUAAGCUCUAUUUCACAAGGUGAUCUUCGUCGGGCAAUCACAUAUUUGCAGGGAGCUGCUCGGUUAUAUGGAUCAUCAAUUUCUUGCAAGGAUUUAAUAAAUGUUUCUGGGGUUAUCCCGCCAGAGGUUGCUGAGGCACUCCUCAUCGCAUGUAAAAGCAGUAACUUUGAUCAGGCCAACAAGGAAGUCAACAACAUAAUCGCAGAGGGAUAUCCCAUCUCUCAGAUGCUUACUCAGUUAUUUGAUAUGGUUGUCGAAGCAGAUGAUAUAUCUGAUGAACAGAAGGCUAGAAUAUGUAAGAGUUUGGCUGAAGCAGACAAGUGUCUCAUUGAUGGGGCGGACGAGUACUUACAGCUUCUGGAUGUGGCCAGCGACACCAUGAGGGCCCUCUGUAACAUGCCACAGGAGUUCUCUUAUGAAACUUAGCCUUUUCUUGGGAAGAUCAUGCAAAGGUUGUGUGAAGUCUUUCAGCUCCUGGACAGUCUUGCUGAUUGAUCGGUAACUCCCAUUAUGAUAGCGGUGACUUGUGAUGUUAAUACAGUGUCUUGGCUACUUUGGCAGAUGGUCCUUCCUUGUGAGUUCCUUCAUCGUAGCUCCUACAUCGGGUAUGGAGAACUUUUUGAUCUGGUGUUAAACUUGCCUUUCCUCAACUGUUGGAAGUUUGAAAAUUUUGGGAUAAUGCUAAGCGGAUUAUUGAAUUAUUUGCCAUAAGAGUCAUUGCAUAGUGGGAGGAAACAUGAUGAGCAAUUUGAUUUUUGUCUCCGUUAAUGUCAUUUAUGCUGCUUGGCACUCCUAGAAAGGUUCUUUAAGUCCAAACAUGUGGACAAAAUUAUGCUUAUGUUCAAGCGCCUACCCAACUAAAUCAUCGCAAGAUUUGGAUGUAAAA